Colletotrichum chrysophilum is the source of this 1632-nucleotide messenger RNA. RefSeq lists its product as uncharacterized. Gene Ontology annotation, biological process: proteolysis. Gene Ontology annotation, molecular function: zinc ion binding; metallocarboxypeptidase activity. The record is from RefSeq and is a predicted model, not a curated record. Lineage: Eukaryota; Fungi; Ascomycota; Sordariomycetes; Glomerellales; Glomerellaceae. The transcript is spliced from 2 exons. The coding region runs from base 1 to 1632 and encodes 543 amino acids.
AUGCGCUACCAGGAAACAGCUGCCCUAGGUCUGCUGCACGCAGGCCUAGCCACCGCGCUCACCUAUGCCAGCAACCAAGUAGAGGUGAUUCCCGAUACCGAGGUCGUCGCUGCCAACUUCCCUGAGGUCGAGGGCGUUGAGCUUCUCUCGCCUGCAUUCGCAAACCCGGACAGCGUACCCAGCACUUUCGCCAAUGGCACCAGUGGACCGACUGACCAGGCAACUCUCGACUACUACCUCCAGACUCUCGCUGCCCGCAAUGAGUGGAUGACCUACCACAACCCCGACUUCAAGUCCGAAGAAGGCCGCACGAUACCCUACGUCUACCUGUCGACCACGAAGCGCAUCCCCGAUAGUCUCGCGUCGCACGCCAAUGCCAGUGUUCCCAGCAAAGUGCGCAUUUGGAUGCAGGGCGGCGUGCACGGCAACGAGCCCAGCGGCGACCAAGCUCUUCUUGCUCUGCUUGGCCGAUUCGACGCCAACGCAACCUGGGCGGCGUCCAUACUUGACAAGGUCGAUAUCAUGAUGCUUCCCCGAUACAACCCCGAUGGCGUCGCGUACUUCCAGCGUUACUUUGCGACCAAUUUCGACCCCAACCGCGAUCAUACUAAACUAGCUCGCCAACAGACGCGCGACAUCAAGCAGCUGGUCAUGGGCUUCGCGCCGCAUGUUGGCGUCGACUGCCACGAGUACAGCCCGACUCAGGCGUGGGGUACCAAGGAGCAAUGGAUCGAUGGGCAGGACGGCCAAUUUUCAGCCAUGAAGAACGCCAACAUCCACGCUGACAUUCGCAACAUCUCAGAGGCCGUCUUCGCCAACGCCAUUGCGGCGGCGAUGGAGAAGCGGGGGUUGAGAUGGGGUCCCUACGUUGUCGGCUCGGAUGGGACUGACGACAUUGUGCUGGAGGAGACGACGGGCGACGCCAAGAUUGGCGACAGCUCUGUAGCGCUGAGCCAGGCUAUCAUGUUCCUGACCGAAACCCGCGGCAUCGGUCUCGCGGACCAGCACUUCCAGCGCCGCGUGGCCACGGGCCUGACAAUGGUCGAGACGAUUGUCCAGACGGCAGCGGACCACGCCGAGGAGGUUUACCAGACUGUCGAGAACGCGCGGAAGAAGUUCAUCGAGAGCACUGAGGAUAUUAUCAUUACCGAGUCCCCUCGCCCGACGAAUAUUUCAUGGCAGUUCAUCGAGGCCGAGACGGGAGCUUUGGUCGACAUCCCGGUCCAGUUCCUCAACACCACGCCUGUUGUGGCGAACCUAACCCGCGCUCGUCCCGAGGCGUACGUGUUCUCCAAGGCGUGGGCUGAUGUGGCUGAGCGUCUUCGCGUCGCUGGAGUCACCGUUCAGACGCUUGAGUUCGACUUCAGCGGUGAGGUCGAGGCAUUGAACGUUACUAGCGCCAUUGUUGCUGCGUCGAAGUAUGAAGGCGUUGCGAGAUCUACUGUGGAGACUGCCAUUGUGAAGAAGGAGGUUAAGAUCCCGGCGGGAGGGUUCUGGGUCAGCACGAGACAGAAGAACGCUGCCCACGCCUUUGUUACACUGGAGCCGGAGGGCAUCGACUCGUAUGCCACGUUUAACAUUUUGCCCGUCAACGUCGGUGAUGAGUAUCCCGUGUAUAGGGUCAUGGCAUAA